CAAGCUCAAGAGACGACGAAAUCGAUGAAUAAAAUUGAAACCGGACUCGUUCUCGAAUCGGAUCAUGGAUCGGGUACGGGUAUGAAUCUCGCGACUGCGUUAGAGGCGGAGAGGUAUAACAGAGGAGAAUCGACGGAGGCGGAGGUAGAUAUGACGCCGAGGAGAGUAUCGUUGAUGAGAUUGUUGGAAGAGACGGCGGAGAGAAUCGUUGAUGAAGACGGAAAAGAAACGGAGAUUUUGACGGCGUCAAUGGGGACGUUAACGGGUAAUGAUUCGGUGUGUUGCGUGUGUAUGGGAAGAAAGAAAGGAGCCGCGUUUAUUCCAUGUGGUCAUACUUUUUGCAGAGUGUGCUCUAGAGAAUUGUGGCUGAACCGUGGAUCGUGUCCUCUUUGUAACCGUCCGAUCAUUGAGAUACUCGAUAUCUUUUGAAAACGAUCGGACGGCUAAAAGUUCUCGAUCCACGUGAGUAAGUGAGGUGAUCCCUAGAUACGUUCCAAAUUUUAACUACGGUUUGUGUACUUUGUACGUUUCUUUUGGUUAAUGGAAGAUGAUGUAAAUGCAAAAGAAAUACAUGAGGUUUUUUUUC
Molecule: messenger RNA, 586 nt
Organism: Arabidopsis arenosa
Lineage: Eukaryota; Viridiplantae; Streptophyta; Magnoliopsida; Brassicales; Brassicaceae
Source: the annotation of a GenBank genome assembly